This is a messenger RNA of Osmia bicornis bicornis, 1850 nucleotides long. RefSeq names its product probable transmembrane reductase CYB561D1. The transcript has 3 exons. NCBI's taxonomy places the organism in Eukaryota, Metazoa, Arthropoda, Insecta, Hymenoptera, Megachilidae. The record is from RefSeq and is a predicted model, not a curated record. Gene Ontology annotation, molecular function: transmembrane monodehydroascorbate reductase activity. Bases 202 to 957 code for a protein of 251 amino acids.
UCCGCUCGAUCGACAGAUUUCCUCAAUUAGUAUGGAAGCGAUCGUACUUGAAUCAACACCGAUAAUUUCUCGUUACCGGUCGCGACAAUACGAAUCGUGCUUUUUCAUUUUUGUGAAUUAAACAGUGAAAGGUGGACGCAAUUCUAAAAAAUUCCUCGGUUAUUUUUCACGAAGAACGAAGUUGUUUGACAUUUCAGAGGCAUGGAAGGAAAGGAAGCAAGCACAUCAUCGUUCCAAAUGAAGGACGUAAAAUCGGAGACACCUCCCUCGAGUUCUUCGGAUAGUUCGAACAAUUUGGAAACCACCAGCGGGAGACGAAGCAUGUACGGCACAUGCGUUACGGCAGUUGACCUUAUUAACCAUAUACUCAUCGUCGGUGUGACAGUUUUUCUUCUUUACUAUUCGAUGCGCUCCUUCGGCGUGACGGAUUUACACGUCACCCUUUGCACCGUGGGGUACGUCCUACUCAUGUCAGAGGCCAUUGUCGUGCUAGCCGAUGGGAGCAGCUUGACGAACUUUCUUACCCGCCGUGCCAAGAGCCACGUCCACUGGAUCCUGCAGUUACUAGGAGCGAUCUGCGUGGUGGCCGGUAUUGUGCCCAUGUAUCAAGCGAAGACCUUUCAUUUCCAGUCGAUCCACGCGAUCCUCGGGAUCGCGUCAACAGUGAUCAUGCUGUUCCUGGUAGCCUUUGGUUACCCAGUCUUCGUAGCGGCGAAACUUCGCGCGGUAAUCAGACCGGUGGUCAUCAAGUUUUCCCACAACUUCUUGGGCAUCAGCUGCUUCGUAUUGGGUAUGGCUUCCCAAUGCUACGGAUACAAGAAAUCCUGGCUAACCUACGUCUCCCAUGUACCUAAUAUUCAACUAAUCUGCAUAGUCGUUACCGCGUUGAUCACUAUACUUUCGUUGAGAGGUGCCUUGCCGACGCUAUUCAAGCAAUUCAUGACGAUGUUUCGAUAAACCGGUCAGAGUCUCUAUAUUAGAGAUCGAAGAUAGAGUGUUAGAACAGACAGGGACAUCAGGGCAAUCUCUUGGAACGGUGAAAAUUGGACUGUCGAAAAUUGAACCUUAGAUUUAUUCACUGUGCCAGGAGAAAGGAAAAUUGAGAUAGGUAUUUUUGUUCUCUUUUUUUCUUUCUCAAAAAUGGCCCUGAUGAUCAUUUCUGUUGUAUUAGAUGUAGAAGGACAAAUGGUAGCGGAAUCUAAGACUGUUCAAAUGGAUUCUUCUUUCAUUCUAGUAAAUAUAGACUGUUCGAAGAUCGACGUGGCUGUUGUCAAAGCGAACGUUAAUCGUGUGUAAAUUACCGCGCGCAUAUGUAUCGAAAGCAAACGUUGAUACAAGCGUAAUUCGAUUUUUAGCGAUACACGGAGCACAAGACCAGAGUACACAUAGGGGAAUACCAUCAUCGUGUCAGGAAAAUACGCGUUACGUGAACGAACACGGGAUCAAAGAUCAAUUAUAUAAAGCGAUUAGGCUUGGACGUUGCGAAUAUUUAUCGUCGAUAGUGGGCGUUCAAAAGCGACCGCGUCGAGAAUUUUUCUGUCACAAUCGUGAACGAUUACGGCGAAUUGACAUUACGUAUAGUGAAAUUAUCACGUAGCCGAACUUUCGUGUUGAUUUAUCGUUUAUCAAGAUUCGGUUUUCAGCCGAAUCAUUAUAUGACUGACGCAUAGCUUAAUGUAGACGAUUAAAUUAAUUCUGUUAAAAGAAUUCGAUAAAAGACAGCUUCUAAUGAUCUGUCAAUCCCUUAAUUUAUUACCUACUUUAUAUCUGUAAUGUGAUAUUAAUGGUAUUCAAAAUUUUCUUCUUUUAUUAAUUAUUUAACACAUUAAAUACAAUUAUUCAGAAUACGA